AUGCUGUAUCGGAGAGCGGCUCCGCUCAUUUCCCCAGAACCUCUCCCCAAAAUGAAAAAAGCUAGCUGCUCGACCUUAACUGUUUCCGCCAGCUUGUUGAUAGUGCUAGCAGCAACCUUUAAGGCCGGACGCCUAGUUUCACCUGAUCCUCCCGGCCGACCUCAGAACCCCACAAAACUUCGGACUUGCUUUCAGGCCGUUAUAAGUUUUUCGGACCAACUUAGGCGUCUGAAACCCUAUGUCGUGCCUGAGAGCGGCUCCGCUCUUUUCCCUUCGGAACUAUUCGGCUUUAAAGUUUAGUUCCAUCCUGUCUCUAGUGCUUCGCUCAUUUCCUCCAUCAGAACUCGAGAAAUCACCUUCUCGAAACGUCGGACUUGCUUUCAGGCGGUUAUGAGUCUUUCGGACCAACUAUGGCGUCUGAAGUCAUCUAUAACUGUCCUGAGAGCGACUCCGCUCUUUUCUUGAAUGAUAAUCCACGAUCUUCUCAAAACACUUUUGGCUUCGUCAAUCGUGUGAGAACGGCUCUGGCGAAAUUCACAGAAACUUCAAUCUGAGCCUUUGGACUUGCUUUUCAGGCGGUCAUAAGUUUUUCGGACCAACUUCGGCGUCUGAAACCCUAUGUCGGACCUGAGAGCGGCUCUGCUCUUUUCCCUUCGGAACUUUCUGUUCGGCUUUGAAGGUUAGUGCCAGCCUGUCACUAGUGCUUCGCAAGCCUUUAAAACCGAACGGCAGGUUUCCUAAUUUACAAGCAUUCCAACAAUCCCACCCUUCGGCGGCUCCGCUCAUCCCCCAUCAGACCUUGAGAAGUGUCCUUCUCCAAAAAUCGGACUUGCUUUCAGGCGGUUAUGAAUUUUUCGGACCAUUCAUGGCGUCUGACACUUUCUAUAACCGUCCUGAGAGCGGCUCUGCUCAUUUUCUCCAAUUUUCAUGGUUCUGCUCCAUAACCAAGCACGUUUAUCCUAUCAAUCUCAGCUUCAGAAAUUCGUUAGCAAAAAAGCGAUUUCGCCACUAGAAAUUCAAGUCUGACUUGCUUUCUUGUUCCACAUUAGAUUUUUAGACGAUCGGGCUUUAAAGAUCUGUGUAGGACAAGAGAGCACGUCGACAAUUUUUUCGUGCUGUUUUUUCUCACCAGUGACAGUUUUUUUGGAAACCCCGACAAACUCCAGAGCCGGACUUGCUCUCAGACCCCCGUUUCGGCAUCUCAAAUUCGGCUUUCUGUUCAGCCUUUAACCGCCGUCCUAGCUAAUUCGACUUGCUAUGCCGGGGUUCAAAGACUGGACGGCGAGCCCUUAUUUUCUUCCAACCUCAAAACAUUGUUCUCCGGCUUUUAAAAUCCCCAAAAACGAACUCAACGUUUUCGGGUUAUCAAAAGCUGCAGAGCGACUCUGCUCAAAUCACCCUAGACCGGUUCGGAUUUGCUUUUCGACCAGAAACAGAACUUUCGGAGUUGGAAAUACUUCUGAAAGAAUGUUUCUGGUCCCAAAGCGGCUCCGCUGCUUUCCCCGGAAUCGGACUUGCUUUCAGACUGUUCACUGAACAUAGAGAUCUUGUAAUGCUUCUCUUGUUCUUUGAACAGUUUGAGAGCGGCUCCGCUCAUGUCCUUUUCCAAAAUCUGUCGUCCGGUUUCAAACGACUUUGGUUAGCUUUUCUCAAUAAUUCUGAGAUUGUCCUCCCUUCCCCCCCCGCCCCCUCCCUCGUCUCUUCCCAACUUUCCUUCAAAAAAAUCAACAAAAAGUUCCCACCGGUGUUACCUUCGCACUCCCCACAGUAUAUUUCAACUGCUAGACUAGGCCAAAAAAGUUCGAAAGCAGAUUUUUUUAGCAAACCCAUGAAACAUAGUUCCGGGUUUGCUCAUAGGCUUUCCACAUGUUUGAAAAAGAAUUGACCCUUUUACAUAACAUAUGGAAAGCUUGAGAGUGGCUCUGCUCAUUUCCCUAGACAAACCUUUUUGCGAAUCACUCUAGACCGACUCGGAUUCGCUUUUCAACCAGUAACGGAACUUUCGGAGUUGGAAAUACUUCUGAAAGUUCGUUUCCGGUCUCAAAGCGGCUCCGCUGCUUUCCCCGGAAUCGGACUUGCUUUCAGACUGUUCAAUGAACAUAAAGAUCUUGUAAGGCUUCUUUUGUUUUUUGAAUAGUUUGAGAGCGGCUCCGCUCAUUGCUUUUCUCAAAAUCGGAUGUCCAGUUUUAAGCUACUUCGGUUAGCUUGCCUCAAUGAUUCCGAGAUCGUAGGCAGCUCUCUGACCUUAAAGGAGGUCUUUUGUCACAGGGUGUCUUUUGCUCAUACACCUUUCUGGCUUGCAUGACAGUUGAACACCUUGUGACAAAUACCUUCAAUUUUCUCCCCCAAGAAUGCCCCGCUAUCAUUAAGUAUUCAACCAAGGUGUUCUGUCACAAGAUGCCCAAUGGUAUGACACCGUCUGGCUUGUCAUACUAUGGUUCAUCUUGUGACAGAUUCUGGAGUUUUUAUUCUGAACUAUAUUCAAACAAGUCCUGUCCCAAUCACAUGGUACUGUGAAAUCAUCUAAUGGUCUUCAUACUGCGCGAUGGUCACAGAACUUACUGCUGAAUAUUUCUGGACCUUCUGGGGUACUGCUGCUGAAUAUUCCUGGACCUUCUGGGAUAUCGCUGCUGAAUAUUCCUGGAUCCUACCCUUAUUCUGGGAUACUACUGCUGAUUUCUCCCUGUAUUAUUUAUUCCCAAAAGACUUCUGAGUUUUCUUUUGGUAACCUCAUGAAAAGGAAUCUGCCCACAGGCUUUCCACAUGCCUAAAAAGAUUCCGGCCUUUUCCAAUCAUAUGGAAUGCUUGAGAACGGCUUCGCUCUUUCCUUCCUUGAAUACACUUCCCGGACUCGCUUUCAGGACUUUGAUUUGUCUUAAAAACAUACUCUGA
Messenger RNA from Caenorhabditis auriculariae, 2892 nucleotides. The record is from the annotation of a GenBank genome assembly. Lineage: Eukaryota; Metazoa; Nematoda; Chromadorea; Rhabditida; Rhabditidae.